GAAGAUGAACCGUGUAUUAUAUUCAGUGCUGCUGGUGCUUUCUGCCAUCGUUCUUUUGGUCGAUGGCACCACACUGGAGUGUCUACAGAAGCAGCAGUAUUUAGCUAAUGUGCAAGUGGAAUUAAGCAAGCUAGAAUUACGACAUAACUAUCACGUGAAGUGGUAUAACAGCUAUUGCCGGAAUGCGCCAUCGCCACAUCCGACUAUACCAAUUCCACCGCAACAAAAGCCUGGUCCCACUAUUAUUGUAGUAUACCCACCAGGAAGUCCAUGUAAUCCAGGAAAUGGAACCACCGUUUAUCCUCCUCCAACGCUGCCUACCCCUCCAACUGUUCCUGGGACUCUGCCAACUCUUCCUCCUCCUUCAACACAACCAACUCCUCCUCCAACUCCUCCUCCAACUCACCCUCCAACUCAUCAACCUCGCCCUCAAACAUAUCCACCGUAUCCAACAUACCCAACAUAUCCAACAUAUCCAACAUACCCAACAUAUCCAACGUAUCCCACAUAUCCAACAUACCCAACAUAUCCCACAUAUCCACCGUAUCUAACAUAUCCAACAUAUCCAACAUAUCCAACAUAUCCAACAUAUCCAACAUAUCCAACAUAUCCAACGUAUCCCACAUAUCCAACAUACCCACCAUAUCCACCUCUUACAGAUGCUCCAACAAACACAACAACUCCACCAUUCCCAACCCGAUUCAUCAACUCCACCAUUCCCAACCCAUUCAACAACUCCACCAUUCCCAACAUUGCCAACCGAUUCAUCAACUCCACCAUUCCCAACACUCCCACCUUCUACAACCGAUUCAACAACUCCACCAUUCCCAACAUUCCCAACCGAUUCAUCAACUCCACCAUUCCCAACACUCCCACCUACUACAACCGACUUAAUAACUUUAACAUUCCCAACAUUCCCAACCGAUUCAACAACUCCACCAUACCCAACAGUCCCACCUACUGCACCUCCAACUCCACCACCCGUAAUUUGUACGACCCCUUGCCAAUACCAACCUUGUCCGUGGUCACCAUGUGGACAACCACCAAUAGUAUUAGUUGUUGA
Molecule: messenger RNA, 1063 nt
Organism: Drosophila navojoa
Lineage: Eukaryota; Metazoa; Arthropoda; Insecta; Diptera; Drosophilidae
Biological process (GO): lipid metabolic process
Source: RefSeq, a predicted model, not a curated record